CGUGAAAACGUGGAGUGAGCCGACCGGUCCUCGUAAUCAACAAGGCCCAAGUGUACUCCACGCGUCACCGCACCGGACUCCAAAUGCCAAAACCACAUUUCAACACUCCUCCCUAUAACUCCUUUGGGUUCCGUGGUAUAAAACUGCUCCCCUGUGAAAGCGCUAUCACUCUCACUCCCCCACUCUCCUCCACUUUGUAGUUUGUAGUAGAGGAGCGAGCAGCAGCGUUUCAUCGCAUAAUACUUAUCUCCCGCCGAUGAUGAUUCAGAGCCCAAAGACAAGCUUGUUUCUGUAACUGGGUUCAUAUGCUUUGACAAGGGAGAGCAUAAGGAAGUGCACUAAAAUGGAAGGCAAGAUCCUAGUAUUUCAUUACAAGUGGAGAAAGAGCUGACUCAGGAGCCAAGUUAUGCUGAAGCUGUAACUUUUGAAGUGCCAAAUGAUCCCUUGGAUGCAUAUGGUGGUUAUCUUUUAGGAUCAGGACUAUAUUUGCUGAAACCAUCAUGAAUUUAGUAAAACGAUUCCAACUUCAAAUCAUGAUAUACUAAUGGUCUAAAGAAUGCUAUUUGACAGGUGUAGUUCAAGAAGCUGAAUGCUGGAGCAAUAUACUUCAGAUGACGAAGCCUGAGUUUCAUGGACUCCCCAGCCACAUAGAUGAGGGUGAAAUGUCAGUUGAGGGGAACUGUCACAAAUUCCCUACUUCAUUCACUUCAGGACAUAUUGACUAUUUGGAAGAUGUAGCAAGCUUCUUCCCAGGAAGCAUAUCUUCUAAUAAGAAAGAUGAAGACAUGAUUUUCACUCCUGCUCUAACAUCAAGUGGAUUGGUCUGCAUGUCUACAAUCAAGCAAAGUGAAGAGUUUAAUCUAGGAGGGCAGAAUGGGGGCCAUGGAACUAUAUAUCUUGGGGAUUCACCAAAAAUGAACUCUUCCCAGACAAGUAACUCCGACUCUUCUCAUACACAAAGGAGAGUGCGCAAACCUACUCGCAGGUAUAUUGACGAAUCAUCAGAUCUUAACACAAGAUAUGUCAAGAAAAGGAAAGAGGGUUCUGCUUCUGCAUCAAAGAGUAAGAGUCAAAGAGUCAAAUGUAAUAAGAAACCCAAACCUGAAUCUGAAGCAAUAGAGUCUCUUUCUGAGGACUCUACUUUCAAUGCUAUUCAAGUGCCAUUUGGCCCUCUAGUACCUGAAGAAUGUGAUAAGAAUGUUGCAUCUGAUGUGGUGAAAGUGAAGUCAAUAGAGAUUUCACGUCUUGGCCUCAAAGAGUGUGAUAGGAAGCAUGCAUCUAAUGUGAAGAAGGUAAAGUUGAACCAGUUAUCGUCUGCUGACCCUAAAUUGUGUAAGAAGCAUUCACCCAAUGCAAAGAAGGUAAAGAUGAACUAUGUAUCAUCUUUUGGCUCUGAAAUAUCUGAUAAGAAGCAGGCAUCCCUUGUGAAGAUGGUAAAGUCAAACCACAUAUCUUUUGAUUCUGAGGAAUGUCGUAAGAGGCAUGCACCCAAUGUUAGUAAGGAUUCUCUUGAAGAAAUGGCACUGGUUGUGAUAGAAGAUGAUAGUGCCGCAAUCAUGAGAUCUGAUGGGAAUUGUGCUCGGAGAAAGCACCACAGGCUAUGGACUAUUUCAGAGGUCAGAAAGUUAGUUGAUGGUGUUUCACAAUGUGGAGUUGGAAAGUGGAGUCAAAUAAAGAGUCUUUUCUUCGCGUCAUCUGACUAUCGGACACCAGUAGAUCUAAAGGACAAGUGGAGAAAUCUUUUAAAAGCAAGCCGUCUUCAGAAUCAAAGCAAGAAAGGGGAUAAGGGAAAGCAAACUCUUUCUUGGCGUCCCUUGCCGAAGUCCAUCUUGAACCAGGUUUGUGAACUGGCCAAUGUUCAUCCAUACCCAAGAAACUGCAAAUCCAAGACUUAAUGCCCUGCCCAUAUAUCCUCCAUUUCCAUUCUCCUAAAUAAAGCUACCAAAGUAAGUUAGUGACAACUGAAGGAUUCACAGAAUUAUUGGUAGUCAAGGUUGAUUGUUUCUUGGCUGGUUUAUAGUUGUUUGCCAUUCUCUGAUAGUCCUUUUUUUCAAAGUCUCUUUGGCUCUUUUAACCCUCUGUUUUCUCACCCAUCUGACUUUCUGUUAUUGUGAAUUGUGUGCAUAAUUUGUCAAAUUUCGACUGACUAUAGCUUGCAUGUAAUGCAUUAGGCAUUCUUCUGCUUCUAAUUAUUUGUCUUUGGUA
Ipomoea triloba (trilobed morning glory) is the source of this 2205-nucleotide messenger RNA. RefSeq names its product telomere repeat-binding protein 2. Lineage: Eukaryota; Viridiplantae; Streptophyta; Magnoliopsida; Solanales; Convolvulaceae. The transcript is spliced from 8 exons. The coding region runs from base 612 to 1895 and encodes 427 amino acids. The record is from RefSeq and is a predicted model, not a curated record.